This is a messenger RNA of Coccidioides posadasii C735 delta SOWgp, 1668 nucleotides long. RefSeq lists its product as uncharacterized. Gene Ontology annotation, molecular function: transmembrane transporter activity. NCBI's taxonomy places the organism in Eukaryota, Fungi, Ascomycota, Eurotiomycetes, Onygenales, Onygenaceae. The record is from RefSeq and is a predicted model, not a curated record. Gene Ontology annotation, cellular component: membrane. Gene Ontology annotation, biological process: transmembrane transport.
AUGUCACGAACGUCCACAGAAGUACGGCGCCCCGCAUCAAUCUACCAGACAGUAUCCAAAUCUACUGGAGUAAUCCUGUCCACUUCCCCUGAGCAGGUAACGGGUGCUUCUCACAAUGUCUCGCGAGAGAACCUGACGGGCGAAAUUUCUACCAAUGCGCCGGGUGCGACCCAGAUAUCCGCGCUCAAAGCAGUGAUUAUCAUUGCAACAGCUUCGAGCAUGACGCUCAUGAAUUCGUUGCUCACGGGUAUUUUAACCGUGGGGCUACCUGUGAUUGCAAAGGAUAUUGGACUGGCCGAGAACCUGCUACUCUGGCCGGCAUCAGUAUAUGGCCUAGCAUGUGGUUGCACCCUCCUGCUCUCUGGCUCAGUGGGAGAUGUAGUUGGUAGCCGACCAGUUUAUCUUGCGGGAUGCGGCCUGCUCUCUGCUUUUACCUUAGGCUGUGGCCUUGCUACAACAGGAAUUCAACUUAUUGUCUUCCGUGCGAUCUCGGGUGUCGCCCUGUCUCUUAGCCUUCCCAGUGCUGUAUGUAUCAUUACGACAACGUUUCAGCCUGGGAAACGGAGAAACAUCGCCUUUGCAUGUCUUGGUGCGGCUCAGCCUGUAGGAUUUUCCCUGGGGAUUGUGCUUGGAGGCGUGCUCAUUGCGGGAAUUGGAUGGAGAUAUGGUUAUUAUAUCGUUGCCGCGUUGAACAUUUGCAUUCUUCUCAUUGCGGUUUGGCAGAUCCCGAAGGAUCCUCGAAUGGUCUCGCCAAUUACCUUGAGGCGCUUGUACAAUGAAAUCGACUGGAUAGGAACAAUUCUUAUCAGCUUGUCGCUUGGAAUAUUCUCCUAUACCCUAUCGACAAUGACUGCUUCUAUUCGCGAACUCGUUAAACCGGUCAACCUCUCCUUGCUAAUCCUAUCCCUUGUUAUUUUCGUGGCAUUCAUAUUCUGGAUAUUUCGCCAGGAAAAGCUUGGACGCGUCGCGAUGGUCCCACCCUCCCUGUUCAAAGCAGAUGCGGCGUCUGCACCCCGCCGGGCACGCAACUUCACGGCCAUCUGUAUCUCCGUUUUCUUGACCUGGGCCGUCUUCAACGCCUUCCAGUACUUCACAUCGCUCUACUUCCAGCGAAUCCAAAAUCUGUCAGCGCUCCAAGCCUCCGUCCGCUUUAUUCCCAUGGUCAUCUCGGGCGCCCUGACCAACAUCGCCACUGGCCUCCUGGUUCCUAGGGUGAAGGCCAACGUACUCUGUAUUGUCGCAGCGAUUGUAUCCGCUAUCGCACCCUUGCUUAUGGCGGCCGCCAAGCCUGAAUGGAGCUACUGGACAGCGCCAUUUCUCUCCGUGGCGCUCAUUCCUGUUUCUGCAGACACGCUGUUCACGGUGUCAAAUCUCGUAAUCACUUCCGCCUUUCCUGCUAAAAUGCAUGGCCUGGCGGGUGGAGUGUUUAAUACUAUCUCUCAGAUCGGAAUGUCUGUCGGCCUCGCCGUUACUGCCGUUGCAGCGAAUGCUGUUACCGGUGAUGUGGGGGCUGGCGACGAGGGUGACAGAAACGAGAUGGUGGUCGAAGCAGUCCUGAAGGGGUAUCAAGCGGCGUAUUGGAUGAGUUUUGCGGCGGGAGCAGUGAUUGUGGGCUUGAGCUGGUGGGGGCUGAGAGGGAUAGGCCGGAUCGGUCUCAAGAGCGAUUAG